GCACGCAACUAAAAGUCUACACUCUACGGUCAAUGCACUGAAUUUAGCAAAGGCGAAGAAAAUCGAGCGCGGUCUCUUGACCUUCGCCAAAAACCAUCGAUGGCGAAUACUUCAUGGAAGCAGAAAGAAUUCAUCUUUAUCAUAGUUUAUGCGAUUUGUUUCUACACUUUCAUCAUCCAUCGUUCUCUUCAACUUUCUCACGGUUUCUUACUUUCUCUUUCUUCCUUAUUUCUCUAAUUCGCCACUCCAAAUCCGGUACUUUGAUGGAAUUCAUUUUUUAUACUUGCAGAUUACUAUCAAUAUCUUCGAGGUCUUCGAUAUGGAUGGCUUGCAAAUCGACUCAAUAUGCGCAAUGGAGAAAUUUCCGUGGAAAUUUGCCAAUUCUUACAGCUGUUUUUGGAUUACUUACUAUUGUUGCUACUAGUUUGCGGAAAUUCUAUCACUUACGAGCUAGUGGAAUGUCGAUUGUCUGGCUUUUUGUUUCUUUGAUCUAUUUAAUUUAUUUACACGGAGCUUGUGUUCUUUUCAUUCUAUGGAUUGCUUCGCUGAAUUUUGUUCUUGUCAAGAUUUUUGCAAGGACAAAGUACUUCUCUUUUGUGUUGUGGACUUUUAAUGUGUUCUUCCUAAUUUUUAAUCGUGUUUAUGAAGGAUAUUCUUUCGCGAUCUUUGGGCAUCAGUGGGCAUACUUAGACAGUUUCCGGGGUACAUUUAGGUGGCACAUUUGCUUUAACUUUGUUACCCUGCGCAUGUUAAGCUAUGGAUAUGAUUACCACUGGGCACAAAAGGACACUCACUUUGAUAAGGAGAAGCAUAUUCGGCAUUGCUCAAUUUGUAAAUCGGGAAGAACAUGUUACUUAUUUUUACAGGAGAGGAGCUUAGAGGAGGACAAAUACUCAUAUGUCUUAUAUCUGUGUUACCUGUCAUAUGCUCCACUUUAUAUUGCUGGACCCAUCAUUAGUUUCAAUGCGUUUGCAUCACAGAUAGAUCAGCCGCAGAAUACGUAUUUUCCCAAAGAUGUUGCUCUUUAUGGGUUAAGAUGGGCUUUCUCUCUUGGCCUAGUUGAACUGAUUACCCACUUCUUCUAUUACAACGCUUUUGCACUGAGUGGCUUGUGGAACCGGCUAUCAGCUUUUGAUGUAUUUAUCAUUGGGUAUGGGGUUCUGAAUUUCAUGUGGCUGAAGUUUCUUCUCAUCUGGCGCUAUUUCCGGUUCUGGUCAUUGCUUAAUGGAAUUGAGGCUCCAGAAAAUAUGCCUAAAUGCAUUAACAAUUGCCACAACUUGGAGAGCUUUUGGAAAAGUUGGCAUGCAUCCUACAAUAAGUGGCUUGUGAGAUAUAUCUACAUUCCUCUUGGAGGUGCAAGAACAAAGUUGCUAAAUGUGUGGGUUAUAUUCACAUUUGUGGCUAUUUGGCAUGAUUUGGAAUGGAAGCUUCUAUCUUGGGCAUGGCUGACAUGCAUCUUCUUUAUUCCAGAAAUAUUGCUGAAAUCAGCAGCUAACACUUUUAAGGUGGAAAGCCCUUUCUGGAACUUUUUAUUCCGUGAAUUGAGUGCAAUUUCUGGAGCUAUCACAAUUACUUGUCUCAUGAUUGCUAAUCUUGUGGGAUUCGUUGUUGGACCAUCAGGAAUUAAUUUUCUAAUAUCGGGUUUUCUUCAUAAAGAAGGACUGCCUGUACUAGCGGGCAUUUUUUUAACCUUCUAUCUAGGAACAAAGCUGAUGUUCCAUAUUCGCGACUCCAGGCAACAAUCCUCUUGAACCAAAUCUUCCCGAAAUAGAAAAUCCCCUUAACUAUUUGUUAUACAGAACAUUAUACAAGAAAAUCAGUGCUGGAUCCUGUUGAAUUUCGGAUAAGCUUGAGGUUCGAAACUUGUAUUGAUAUGGGCUUAGUUCUCAUCUCAAGGAGUAGAGAAGAUAGUAGAUUUUACUGUAUUGUAUUUUUGGAGGGUUGAAGUCGCUUCUGGUGAGAAGACACGCACACAACCUCGUUGCAGAUUGUGUACAAGAUGUGUUAGAGCUGAUACCGCGUACUCCUAUCAUAUUGUUUGCUUGAAUUCAAUGUGUCAAAAGUUUUGUAUCCUGUGAAACUAGGCAGCUGAUUUUUUAAAUAUGCACAUUUUUGUUUUCGGAUGAAGUAAACCACAGAAGCAUUCGAGUCAUUUUUGUCAUUUGAUGGCCAUCAUUCCAAGGUUCCACAGAAGCAUUUGGUCAUUUAUUUGAAUAGAUGGCCAUCAUUCAAAGGUUUAUCAUUUAAAUGGGAAUCGCGAUGCUCAUUAUAAUCUCUAAA
Molecule: messenger RNA, 2280 nt
Organism: Amaranthus tricolor (Joseph's coat)
Lineage: Eukaryota; Viridiplantae; Streptophyta; Magnoliopsida; Caryophyllales; Amaranthaceae
Product: membrane-bound O-acyltransferase gup1
Exons: 18
Coding region: 114-1751 (545 amino acids)
Cellular component (GO): endoplasmic reticulum
Molecular function (GO): acyltransferase activity
Source: RefSeq, a predicted model, not a curated record